Molecule: messenger RNA, 606 nt
Organism: Penicillium daleae
Lineage: Eukaryota; Fungi; Ascomycota; Eurotiomycetes; Eurotiales; Aspergillaceae
Product: DNL-type zinc finger protein
Exons: 1
Coding region: 1-606 (201 amino acids)
Biological process (GO): protein folding; protein stabilization; protein import into mitochondrial matrix
Cellular component (GO): mitochondrion
Molecular function (GO): protein-folding chaperone binding; zinc ion binding
Source: RefSeq, a predicted model, not a curated record
AUGCGCCCUUUCACGCCACAGGCCCUCCGGCCACUCCGUUCCCUCCUUUCGCAGACCACUACGUUCAACACUAUACGCACAUCUACAUCCUCAUUGCGCCUAUUCUCGUCUCAGAUCGCUCAACCUUAUCGCAUCACAUCAUCUCCUAUUCUCUCUCACUCCCGAUACAUCAUCCCUACCACACGCCGACAAAACUCCACAUCCUCGCGGCCUCUGACCGAACAGCCCAGCGACAAGACCGAGUCGGAUGCCGUUCGUCAAAAGAGAAACGAAGAGCGCCGCAGAAAUGAAGAGGCCUAUCAAAUAGUUUUCACCUGCAAGCCCUGUGGUGAGCGCUCCUCACAUCGCAUGUCGAAGCAAGGCUAUCACCGCGGCACGGUCCUUAUCCAGUGUCCCUCAUGUAACAACCGCCAUGUUAUGAGUGAUCACUUGGGCAUCUUCUUCGAUAAGAGGACUACACUUGAGGAUUUGUUGAAAGAGAAGGGCCAGGCCCUGACUCAUGGACACACCGAUGGCAACUUGGAAUUUUGGGAAGACGGCACUGUCAAGAGUUUUGGGCUGGAUGGGAAGCAGCUGUUGGAUACUUCCAACGAAAAGUCAUAUUGA